ACAUAAGGAUCAGUUUAGUAAUUUUAAUCAAAUCCACCCCUCAAAAACCCAAACCCGUCUUCUUCCUCCGCGAUUAGAAACGUUUGCCCUAGUCUUGUUUUAUUCUCCCCUCUGUUCAAGUUCAUCAGUGUUACGCAAAAUGGAGGGAAAAAAGACGAAAGAUUCUGAAUCUAUCAAUUCAAAUCGGAGGGGUAACAGUAGCCAGAAGAGGGAAAGGGGCUUGCAGAUUGAAGGAUACUCCCUUGAAGGGAUAUCAAUAGCAGGUCAUGAGACGUGCAUAAUAGUUCCCACGCUUAACUUAGCCUUUGACAUUGGCAAGUGUCCUCAGCGUGCCAUCUCCCAGCAGUUCCUUUUCAUCUCUCAUGGCCACAUGGACCACAUAGGAGGACUACCUAUGUAUGUUGCGACUCGUUCCCUUUACAGAAUGAAACCUCCCACUGUUAUUGUACCAAAAGUAAUCAAAGAAAGUGUAGAGAAGCUUUUUGAAGCUCACCGAGCUAUGGAUCACUCAGAAUUGAACCAUACUUUGAUUGGUUUGGAUGUGGGAGAAGAAUUCUACUUGAGGAAGGAUCUUAAAGUUAGAGCAUUUAAGACUUAUCAUGUCAUACCUAGCCAGGGUUAUAUAGUAUAUUCAGUGAAGCAGAAGCUUAAGCAAGAAUAUGUUGGCCUUACAGGAGAAGAGAUUAAGAAGUUAAAGUUAUCAGGUGUGGAGAUCACAUACACUACAACUGCACCUGAAAUUGCAUUUACAGGAGAUACAAUGUCAGACUUUAUUAAGGAUCCCAAAAAUGUUGAUGUUUUGAGGGCAAAAAUCCUCAUAAUGGAGAGCACUUACGUGGAGGACAAAAUGACAGGUGAUAAUGCAAGAGAAUAUGGACAUACUCAUCUGUCUGAGAUUAUCAAUUUCGCAGACAUGUUUCAGAAUAAAGCAAUCCUUUUAAUCCACUUUUCGGCCCGCUAUCAGUUGGAUGUUAUUCAGGAGGCUAUUUCUGCAAUACCUCCGCCUUUGGCAGGCAGAGUUUUUGCGCUUACAGAAGGCUUUUGAUGCAAGGCCAAAUCUACGUAUGAGCUUCUUCGGACAUUUCCAUUUUCUCUCCCCUAUGAUUUGGCUUAUUUCACUAAUGAUGAAGGAAAAGUGUUGCCAUGGAAGCUAGCUAAUUGUAGUUAAAAUUAAGCCAGAUCCAGUUCAAUCUGAUUUACAAUGGUCCUUCGGGGACAUCUGAUAGAUUUUUGGGGAAAUCUGAUUUGUAUUUAAUCUUUAUUUGGAAUAAUCUGUUUUGUAUUUAACCAAAAUAGCAAUGAAUCUGAUGACUCAGUUGGAAACUAUAAUCUUGAUGGCUAAGCCUCAACACCUCAUCUAUUUUAUAUUUUUGAAAGAGAAAGAAGAAUGGUGUAUAAUUAAUAUUACAUCCUUAAUGUAUUAAUUUUCUUUUUC
Solanum dulcamara is the source of this 1435-nucleotide messenger RNA. Its product is annotated as nuclear ribonuclease Z. The record is from RefSeq and is a predicted model, not a curated record. The coding region runs from base 140 to 1045 and encodes 301 amino acids. The transcript is spliced from 7 exons. NCBI's taxonomy places the organism in Eukaryota, Viridiplantae, Streptophyta, Magnoliopsida, Solanales, Solanaceae.